CUCCAGUACAGCCAAACUCCCUGCCAACCAGUCCCUGUCCUCCCGCAUCAAGUCAGGCUUCGCUGCUGCACUCGGGGUGUCUGAGAACAACAUUCAUGUCAUCAACACGACUGGCAGCCAUGCCAUCAAGAUGUGGAUGACGGAUGAAGAGCAACGCCCCCUAGCUGCUACUGAUAUUAUUGCACUGCUGGAUGUGGAUCUGCUCAGCUUCUAUCUGUCUGGCCUGCAGGUGGAGUCCAUUCUACCACAGAAUUCGUACCUUCGCUCCAGCUACCACCGAGGAUUGUGGGAAGGGAACUACCUGCCCUUCAUGGUCGCCGCGGCAGCAGCAGUGCUGGCAUGCAUCGUCGUCACCAUGGUGUACUUUUACGGAAAAAGGAACAAACCCUCCAAGAAAGGACAUCCUGACCUUGACCAGAUGUGCGUGUACCCGGGGGUCAAGCCCGUCGUCAAGACAACCAAGGUCAUCCAGCCGGACAGCCCAAAGUCGACCCCUUCGUCUUCCGUCUCCGCCAGCCCAUCCCCAUCCCCAGCUUACAGAGGGUCACCCAAGGCAGGCAAGCCUAAAGGUCUACAGGAGAGGAGAGGCUCGAACGUGUCUUUGUCCAUUGACUUGCCGAUGCCUCCACUGUCUGCUGACUCCGUCAAAUGUGGCACCCCGCCCAAGGAAAGUGUUGUUGAUGAGCUGCUGCAGUCUGGGACCAGGAAGAUGACACGCGCUGAGCUCAGACAGUCCAUCCUGAACGCCAGGGCUCUGUAUGGGGAGUUCUGGGAGAUUCCCAUGAACCACCCUGAGCAGGUGGAAGUUCCAGGCUGCGGAACAAAGAACAGAUACAAGACCAUCCUGCCAAAUGCCCACUCCAGAGUGGUUCUUCCAGAGGUGGACAACGAUAUUCUCACUACUUACAUCAAUGCCAACUACAUAAAGGGAUAUGAUAUGGAGGAGCGAGCGUACAUUGCCACGCAGGGUCCGAUGAACCACACGGUGACAGACUUCUGGCAGAUGGUCUGGCACGAGAGAACUCCCAUCAUCGUCAUGAUUACAAAACUCACUGAGAAAAAAGAGAAAUGUGCCCACUACUGGCCUGACCUUGAGGACAGAUAUGGUGACAUCGUGGUGUCUGUGAACAGGGUAGUGGAGCAUGAUGGGUACAUCCUCAGACACUUCACACUCCAGCGAGGAAACGAGGUCCACCACAUCAGGCACUACUGGUGCACGGAAUGGCCAGACCACAAAACCCCGGAGACGGCGAAGGCCCUGCUGGCUCUCGUGCAGGAGGUGGAGUUUCAUCGACUCAGACAGCCCAGGCCAAGGAGACCUGUGGUCGUGCACUGCAGCGCUGGGAUCGGCCGUACCGGUUGUUUCAUCGCCACGAGCAUCGGUAUCAGGCAGCUGAGAGUAGAGAACAUGGUGGACGUGCUCAGCAUUGUCUGUGGGAUGAGGCAGGACAGAGGAGGAAUGGUCCAGACCAACGAGCAAUACGAGUUCAUCCACUACGCUCUCUGCCAGUUCGAGAAAACUCUUCCCUCCGAAGGGGUCGACUGAGGUCACCCCCAAACCUUCACAAGGACGACCUUCAAACACACUUGUAUGACCUUGGCGACUAUAAGGCCGGAAUCACGUUGCCAUGGCAACUGUAUGAUUGAUUGAUGAUGUAGGACCAACCGUGGUGUGGUGAUGAUUCUUUGCUGUGAUUGGUGGACGGCGGAGGCGGCCUGCGUGGCGAUUGGUCAAUGCCGUUGUUGCCCGGGCAACUAGAUGUCACUGUGAUUGGUGGAUAUGUUUUGUGCCACGUGUAUGACUCGAUGGUUGCGGAGGCGUGUUAGAUGAUGCCUGUAGACGCAGUUUGUGUACUAGACAGACUUUAGAAACAGACGUUUGAAUGAAAACUCACCUGUGUUGAUAAAAUACAUAGUCAUAGAGUUCAAGCUUUGUUCCAACAAGAGGGAAAUUUUUUAUCAGUCUUGUCAACCCUCUCUGAACCGUGAUGGUGGGAGAUUCUGUCUUCCCGCCACUUUUGAUGGACUCCUGGCGUCAUCA
Molecule: messenger RNA, 2041 nt
Organism: Branchiostoma belcheri (Belcher's lancelet)
Lineage: Eukaryota; Metazoa; Chordata; Leptocardii; Amphioxiformes; Branchiostomatidae
Product: tyrosine-protein phosphatase non-receptor type 5-like
Exons: 13
Coding region: 131-1546 (471 amino acids)
Biological process (GO): protein dephosphorylation
Molecular function (GO): protein tyrosine phosphatase activity
Source: RefSeq, a predicted model, not a curated record